Molecule: messenger RNA, 6895 nt
Organism: Micropterus dolomieu (smallmouth bass)
Lineage: Eukaryota; Metazoa; Chordata; Actinopteri; Centrarchiformes; Centrarchidae
Gene: nup214
Product: nucleoporin 214
Exons: 36
Coding region: 228-6227 (1999 amino acids)
Biological process (GO): RNA export from nucleus; protein import into nucleus
Cellular component (GO): nuclear pore
Molecular function (GO): protein binding; structural constituent of nuclear pore
Source: RefSeq, a predicted model, not a curated record
GGUUUCUAGGUUUUUAGCGUGGUGGUAGGUGUUGGCUCAGUGUUGUGGUCUCAGGGUGCUCUGCAAUCUAUUCGUCGUCCUACGUAGCUGUGACGUUCGUUGUACUGCAAAACCGCGCGGCGUGUUUUCAGAUGCGACUCACCAGACAUCUGUCUCAAAUACGUACUAAGAAGGAAUAAAAUAAAACAACAGAUCGUCUGGAAAAGCAACAGCCUUUCUCCUUCAAAAUGAGCGAUGAUACAGACUCCCCUCCUGACAGGGAAAUGAAGGAUUUUCAGUUUCGUCAGAUGAAGAAAGCAAGGGUUUUCGAGCCCACUGGAGAUUUGCCAAAAGAAAGAUCUACUCUGCUUACCGUCUCAAACAAAUUUGGUUUAACUUUUGUUGGGCUUGACAGAACAUUCAAAGUUUACCUAACUCGAGACAUUCUGUCUGCAGAUAAAGUUGACGGACACUCCAACGAAAUAGUCGAGGGGAUAGCGGCUUUGGCGGUGGUGACUGUGGACCUGGCUGUGCACCACUUGGCUCUGAGUUGUGAUGAACUUACUUUGUCAGUAUGUGGCAUGUCUAAGGAGGCGGUUUUGUCCCUCACAUUCUAUGAUGUCCGCACCUUCAUGAACAAGGCAAGACCACAGAAGCUACCUUUUGCCUCACUGCUGCCAGCAGUAUCCCCCAACACUUCAGUGCAGGACCUGAAGUGGAAUCCUGUGCUGGCAUCCAUGUUGGCUGCCUGUCUGUCUAAUGGCAGUAUGAUGAUUUUGGAUGUUACUGAUGGUGUCAAAGUGCAGGCAGAGCUACCUGCUUCAAGUGGCAUCACAUGCAUUUGCUGGAGCCCAAAAGGAAAACAAGUCGCUGCAGGAAAAAUGAAUGCCACAGUCAUCCAGUAUACACCAGAACUAGAUGAAAAGAAAGUUAUCCCCUGUCCACACUUCUACACCUCUGACGAACCUGUCAAAGUUCUGGAUGUACUGUGGCUGAAAACCUUUGUGUUUGCGGUGGUAUAUGCCGCUGCAGAUGGGUCCCUUGAGACCCCUCCUGAGCUGGUGCUGAUCUCCAUCCCUAAGAAGGAUGAGAAGGUGGAGACAAAGUAUGUCAACUUCAGUGACACGGUGUACGGCAGUUGCACUGAGCGACAACACCACUACUUCCUUAGCCACGUGGAAGACUGGGACCUUGUGUUUGCGGCAUCAGCAGCUUCCAUUGAAGUCAGCAUCAUAGCCAGACAAGAGGACAAGAUCUGGGAGCUUUGGAUCCUGGAGGAUGCGAGUAGAGCCGAGCUUCCAGUGACGGAGACAAAUGACGACACUUUUCCCCUUGGCUUAGCCAUAGACUACACCAGCCAGCAGGAGAUCCACAUCACUGAUGAGAAGACCUUGCCACCAGCGCCCAUUAUGCUAAUGCUAUCCACAGAAGGAUUACUCUGCCCAUUUGCUCUGCUUAACCUCAAUCCUGGGGUUAAGCAACUGGUCUCAGCCUCCACUACCCUCGCCUUGGAGGGGGAGAGACUGCCCAAGCAAGGUUCUUUGGCAACCCAACCACCCAAAAUUGCUGCCUUCACCCCAUCUGCCCCAGCAACAUUCCCAAACCUUGGUCUUACUUCAGCAGCUGCUUCCGCCCCUGCUGCCUCUUCCUCUGCUGCCCCAUUCAACGUUGCUGUCACAGCUCCGGUGUCAUCGUCGUCGUCAUCAGGCUUCAUUUUCUCUGUUCCAACAACAAACGCCACCUCUGCCCCUUCAGCUUUCUCCCUGGGGGUAACUGCACCUUUUGGCUCAGGAUCCUCAGGCUUCUCCUUUGCCUCCAAACCUCCCUCUGACACCCCCUCAGCACUUUCAGCCUUUUCUUUCACCCCUUCAAUCAAACCAUCAGCAGUGGCUCCUCCAGCAUCAACACCACAGAGCAUUGCUGCUGCCUCUCCACAAAUGGUGAAAAUGAAUCUAAAUGAGAGGUUUUCAGCACUGGAGACCCCAGCACCAACCCCGCAGUCUUUCUCCUUUAAUUCCUCGCUGCCCAAAACAGUGGUCUCCAAUUCCACUUCUUUAACCGCUCCUCCACUCUCAGUCACUAAGCCACCAGCUGUAUUAGCCCCAGUGCGCCCAGUUCAAACCAGCACACCACCCACGGUCGUCCAGAAACCUGCUCCUGCUGUCCAGGGUGGUGUCCAAACUCCACAGGCAGCUGUUAGUGUGAAGGCCCUGGAGAGGCAGCUGCAGCAAAAGAAAGACUGUGAUCCCAUAAUGGCUGGUAUAUUGGAGGAGAUCGCACACUUCCAGAAGGAGUUAGAUGACCUGAAGGCACGAAGCGCAAGAGCUGACUUCAAAGUUGGCACCAAUGAGGAGAUGAAGGAGUUGAGGAAGGAGUCAGAGGACCUCCAUAUUUUCACCCUGGAGAUAAAGGAAACAACAGAGUCUCUACAUGGGGACAUUGGUAUACUGAAGACCACCCUACUGGAGGGCUUUGCGGGGACAGAAGAAGCCAAGGCCCAGAGUGAGUUGAGGAGAGACAGAAAUUACAGGCAGCUGCUGUACAAAAAACCUCUGGACCCACGCAGUGAGGAACACCUCAAGGAGAUUCGCAGGCUGUACCAGUAUGUUUCGUUUGCUGUGGAAGAUGUUAAUGACGUGUUGGAUGUGGAAUGGGAGAAACACCUGGAAAAUAAGAAAAAGCAGAAACACAUGGUCGUGCCAGGGCGUGAGGGUCUGUUUACUACACUGGCCAACAACCUGUACAUUAUCAACCAGCAGAAGAACAGAUUGGACCAGUUGGUCAAGGAACUCUCCUCACUGCGCCUCUAUAACAAGACUACCACUUCAGCUGUAAACCGCAAUACUGCAACUGCAACAGAUGCAGGUUUGGAAAGCGAGCUUGAGAGUUUAAGGGACGCACUCCUGAAAGCCAGACUGGACACCACCCCCCCGAAGACCAAAUCCAAAUCACCAGCAGUCAAGAUAUCGCCUAUGAAACAGUCCCAGCUGCGGAACUUCCUCUCAAAGGGACAGAUGCCUCCUGUCCGCUCAACUGCACCAGCCAACCUGUCUCGCUCAGCCUUCCUUUCACCUAAAUACUAUGAGGACUUGGAUGAUGUGAGCUCUACAUCCUCCCUGUCCCAGUCCCUGGAGCCUCACCCGGCUCACUUGGAGCGGGAGGAGGAGGAGGAGGAAGAGGAGGAGGAGGAGGAGGAGGAACUACAGCCAGAACCCCUUCCCCUUGUCAUUCCCCCAGCAUUGUCAACCCCCCGCCACCCCACAGUGGUGAGGACUCCCUCUAUCCAGCCAGGCUUCGGGGCCAUCCAGUCCACCCCUUUAACCAAGCUUCACUCAGUACAGGGUAUGGGCUUUGGACUCAGCCCUAUUGCCAGCCCUGUUCCAACUAAUAAGAUCAACCUCAGCGGGGCUGAUAGCACUGCCCUUGCCACAAAGACAGUGAAACAUGGAGCCCCACCAACCGAGAGGACCAUCCCUGUCACCAUCCCUGCCCAUCAGGCUGCAGCCAAUGCUGCUCUACGCAGGCAGAUGGCCAAUCAGAAGUCGGCUGUUGUCAGUACUUCCUUGACAGAGUCCGCUUUGAAGACAGUUCCUCAGGUGGUCAAUGUCCAGGAGUUCAAGGACAAAGGGCCUCCUGCGCCGGUUUCCAAUAUCGUCAGCUCAUCAGUACCAGAUCCAGCAGCUCAGGUCUUUGCAACAGUUUCUUCCAACCAGGCCAAACGAAAUCCUAGCCAGGGUAUCCAGAAGAUGUCCACUGAAAGUACAACCCCACUGGGAGGCUUCAUGUUUGGUCAGUCGUCCAAAACAGAUGUUUCCGUGGCUCCUGCUAGUUCAGCAGAGCAAAGCUCCAGCAAAGGUUUCUCCUUCACAUCAGGGUCCUCGGGCUUCAGUUUUGCUUCAGUUCCACAGGUAGCUGGAAUUUCACAAGUGAAAGAUGUCAAUAAAUUUUCCUUUGGUGGAAAUGGCAAGAUAAUGUUUGGCCAGACUGGAGAGGAGCCAUUCCCUCUCACCCCAAAGUCCACCUCCCCUGCUCUUGGCUCUGGGUCUCCCACCCUGCCUCCAUACCCGUCAGUAGAAAAACCCACCUCCACCGCAGCUGCCCUCAGGAUAGAGCCACAGCCGCCACCUAAGACAAUUGGAGGAGAGACUCUGGGCAGCUUCUCUGGACUACGUGUGGGCCACGGAGAAGAAGCUAAUGAUUCAUCCACUAAACCUGCUGCUGCCUCAUUUGCAUUUGGGGAAGCUGGACUUGGAAUGGGCAAGGGAGCACCACAGUUCAGCUUUGGCGCAGGGCUCCAGAAGUCUGUAGAAGAUUCUACAGGAGCAGACUUGUCCAAGGGGGCAGGGUCAGGCAGUUUGUUCAAGCCUCCUGAUUCCAACCCCAAGCCGGCCUUCUCUGUUCCCCAGUCUAGCUCAGCUGCCCCAUCUUUACCUACAUCUUUCAGUAGUCUUAUUGCAGCUUCUUCAGACUCCUCAGAGGAACCGAAAGCUCCUCCACAACCAUCAGAGCCCACGCCACCCCCUGAAAAAGAACCUGCUUCUGAACCAGCCAUAGAGAGCGGCAGUCCCCUCGUAGUAACUAAGCCAGCAGCAGAUGUGGCUGCCACAGAAACCACAUCAGCCACAGUUACAGCAUCAACACCCGCACCUCCUUUGGCCACAGCUGCACCCACACCAAACCCUCCCUCCUCCUUCACCGCACCAACUGAAGCAGCCCCUCCAACACCAGCCAGUGCGGCGCCUACAACAGAAGCCCCCCCAGACACCACCACUGUUCCUGUGCCCGCUCCAGCUGCUGCCACCCCUGCUGUAGUGCCUGUCUCUCACAUAGCUCCAGCAGCAUUCCAGGUGCCCAGUUCUGACAAACCAGGAUCCAUUUUUACUCAGCCUGCUCCUGCAACAACAGACAGCAGUUCCCUUGGAGUUACACCAGUUAUCAACACAGUUGCCCCUGCAGCCACCACUCCCACCGCUACUGUUGUUAACAGUACAACAACAGCAGCUGCCAGCAUUGUGUUUGGGCAACCUGCUGCACCUCCAACUUCCUCAGCCCCCUCAGCCCCAGUAUCCACAGAAUUUGGCUCAACUGGGUUUGGCACAUCAACUGGAACUGGGUUUAGCAAAUCCGUGUUUGGCCAGGUGAGUGGCUUUGGCCAGUCUGCUAGCAACACUGGAUCAGCCAGUGGCUUUUCUUUUGGCCAAUCAGCAUUCGGAGCAAGUUCUAAUGGUGCGACUACCGGAGGAAGUCUUUUUGGUGCUUCUACUCCCAGCAAUGCCAGUUCCUUCUCCUUUGGCACGAGCGGUGCCAACACAGCCAGCAGCACUGGCUCGGGGCUGUUUGGACAAAGCACAGCACCAGCAUUUGGCCAGAGCUCUGGAUUUGGUUCUGGGUCUGUGUUUGGGAGUAACACCACCACAUCUUCAUCUACAGGAUUCAGCUUUGGACAGUCCUCAGGUGAGUCUUUUGGCUGCUCUUCAGCCACACCUGUGUUUGGGCAACAACCUGGCAGUGGGAGUGUAUUUGGACAGCAGCAGCAAUCUUCUGGUGGGAGUCUUUUUGGUUCAGGUUCAGCCAACACAGCAGGCUCAACUACUGCUGGAGGGUUUUUCAGCGGCCUGGGAGGUAAACCGAGCGAAGACGCUGCCAACAAGAACCCAUUCGGCACUGCAGCCACAACUGGAGGGUUUGGACAGCCUGCUCAGACAGGUUCAAACAGUCUGUUUGGGAAUAGUGGUGCCAAGACGUUUGCUUUUGGACAGUCCUCCUUUGGUGAGCAGAAACCUAGUGGAACUUUCAGCACCGGUGCAGGGAGUGUCGCAGCCCAGGGAUUCGGCUCUUUCUCUACUCCAACAAAACCAGGUGGCUUUGGCACUGCUCCAGUAUUUGGGAGUCCCCCUUCCUUUGGUAGUUCUCCAGCAUUUGGUGGCGCAGCAUCAUUUGGCUCGAGCCCUUCCUUCAACAACAACAUGGGUCCCUCAGCUGGUAAAGUGUUCGGAGAGGGAACAGCCGCUGCUAACAUGGGAGGAUUUGGGUUUGCCUCGCCUCCCAGCGCCCCGUCUUUUGGCGCUCUAGCCAAUCAGAACCCUCCGUCAUUCGGGGCCCUGGCCCAGCAGGGCUCUGGGUUUGGAAGUCAGCCCAGCAGCUUCUCAGGCUUUGGACAACAGCCGCAGACAGGAGGAUUCUCUGGAAACGCCUUCGGGUCUACAAACCAAUCAAGUCCACAAACAUUUGCCAGUUGGAGAAGCUAGUUUUAUUAAACCUCCAUGAGCUAGACGCCACUGCUACAGUACUAUCUGCAAUCAAGCUCUUUGUGCCACGCAAUGGGUGGAAGGAAAGGGGAAUUAUUGUUACGUUUAGGUUAAUGGGGUAAAUGAAGUGAAUUAGAAGAUAUAUUUAAUUGCAUUUUCUUUGUAGAAAAUGUUUGUAUAAUUACAAGUUUUUCAAGCAGCUUGCAGAGUGCAGUUCAUUCUCUACAUAUAUACAUUCAUUUUGGAAGUUAAUGUCAUAUUACCCUAUCUUAGUAUUUUCUUAGACAGUAGGGUUAAGUACUGACAUCCAUACGUGUAGAAGACAGGUUAGUGUGACGUACGAAGAAAAAACAGAUUUUCUAUAAUGUGUUUGAAAAUUUAUAGAAAACUGAAACAUAAUCAUUUUGUAAACAGGUUCAUGGCCUUCUUCAGAAAAUGUAGUACAUUUUGUGUCAGCACGUUUUUGUUUUUCUACUUUUAAACAUGGACAUGCACCAAAACGUUCGGGCUCUAAGUCUGAACAUUUCACUCUUUCAUUGAUUAAUGUUAAAUGGUGUUCUACGCGUGGUUAUAUGAUUUAAAAUCUAAUUCAGUCGUGUCAUGAACAAAUGGCAUAAAGUACAGCCAUGUAGAAUGUACCAAAAUUAAGCAAAGAAUUGUGGUUUGGG